AGACACACAGCGGUCAGUGCAUUGUCGCCUGUGGCCUAUAUAUUUUUUUAUUUAGUAUAAUACGGGAAAUUUACGGGAAAAUACUAAUACGGGAGGACGGCGGGAAAGAGGAGUAAAAUACGGUAGUUUCCCGGCCAAAACGGGAGACUUGACAGGCCCAAUGGAAUUUCCGAAGCUUCCUCCUCAUGAUGGACCUGUUUUGUCAGUGGUGGACAUGCAUACUGGAGGAGAACCUUUGCGGGUCAUCAUAAACGGUUAUCCAGAGGUGACUGGGGACACAGUCCUCGCCAAACGGCGUUAUGCACGAGAACAUCUUGACCACCUUCGUAAAGUUCUGAUGUUUGAGCCCCGCGGUCACUAUGAUAUGUAUGGAGCCUUACUGGUCCAAAGUGAAAUAGCAGAAGCGGACAUCGGGGUUCUGUUUAUGCACAACGAGGGCUACAGCACUAUGUGUGGCCAUGCUGUUAUUGCGCUGGGGCGCUUUGCUGUAGACUAUGGCCUGGUUAAGUCCCCUACCUCACCAGAGACACAAAUAAACAUACACUGCCCAUGCGGCUUGGUGAAGGCUUUUGUGGAAUAUUCCAACGGGAAAACUGGAGCCGUGAGAUUCCACAGUGUUCCAGCUUUUGUAUUUGCCACAGACGUGAAAGUAACUGUACCGGGAUUUGGUGAAAUCACAGUAGACAUAAGCUAUGGAGGAGCUCUGUAUGCUUUUGUGAAUGCUGACAGCUUUAGAAUGGAUGUCAGUAAAUCCAGAACCAGAGACCUGGUGGAUGUGGCCACUGCAGUGAGCAAUGCAGUCAAAUCUCAGGUGAAGCUGCAUCAUCCUGUUAGCGAUGAUCUAGCUUUUCUUUAUGGCACCAUCCUCACUGAUGGCAAAGAUGCCUUCUCUGACGAGCCUACAGCCAACAUCUGUGUAUUUGCUGACGCUCAGGUGGACAGGAGCCCCACUGGAUCAGGUGUGACAGCCCGCAUCGCUCUGCAGUACCACAAAGGACUGAUCCAACUGCACCAGACCAGGAGCUUUAAGAGCGGUACCACAGAAGCUCUAUUUACAGGCAAAGCAGUACAGGAGACCACCUGUGGAGAGUUCAAAGCAGUGGUGGUCGAGGUUGCGGGUCAUGCCUACUACACAGGAGCAGCCAGCUUCACUCUGGAGAACAGUGACCUCCUUAAGGAUGGCUUCCUUCUCAGAUGAGCUUGUGUUAAUACUGAAGGCAAGACUUAAUUAUUUGGAGUGAAUUUGUGCCAAAUUUCAGUCCAUUCAUAUGCAAAUGUUUAAGCAGUGAAAAUAAGUCCUAAAGAUAAGAUCUAAAACAACAUCUGUUGAUUGUAAUGCACAAUUUAUAUUUAUUUACUGAAUGUAAUAGUAAAUACAUGUGAAACACUUUUCUAAUUUAUUUUUGUUUUAUCCAAUACAUUGGCAUGUCAAAUGUCAUGGAGUGCUUGCGGGUACAAUUUGAGCUAGCAGUCACCGGUCAUUAUCUUUAUAAUGCCCUCUGUUUCUUAUUACCGACAUACAUGUGACCCUGUGGAUGGAGGAGUGUUAGAUGUCUUCAGAAAAUAAAACUGACAAGAUUCAACCUCACUCACAGGACAACACCUCAGAAUUUACACAAAUAUGGGUGUUCCCAAGCAGACCUCUGAGAUAACACUUUAUGAUCAAUUCACAUACUGUUAUCCGAUGACUUUUGGUAUGUCAAUGUAUUAAGUAAAUAAACUGGAAGUGAUUUUAUAUGUGCAGCUUUGUGUAACCUGUAGACAAAAAUCAGCAAAACCUUUUUUUAGCAGAGAUGUCCGUACAGGUGCUAUUUCACAUUUCUUCUGUGAUCAUAACUAUUGGGUCCAGUUCAUUUGAUCUAUAUUUCAUUUGCCUUAAUAAUGAAUAAAAUUCAGUUUAAAAAUAUA
Molecule: messenger RNA, 1908 nt
Organism: Astyanax mexicanus (Mexican tetra)
Lineage: Eukaryota; Metazoa; Chordata; Actinopteri; Characiformes; Acestrorhamphidae
Product: trans-L-3-hydroxyproline dehydratase
Exons: 6
Coding region: 161-1198 (345 amino acids)
Molecular function (GO): hydro-lyase activity
Source: RefSeq, a predicted model, not a curated record